AUGCCCUCCGACUCUGAGGAGCCAACGGCCGUCAGAGGGCGCGACCACAAGUGCCGCCCCAAGGCCGUGUCCGCGACGCCCAGGAAGCUGAGCGACCGCGGCGGCGACCGCGGCGGUGACGGUCGGCGUCGAGGCGCCGGGGAGCGGGUGUCCCCGAGCCCGGCCUUCGACACUUACGCCGAGGACGGCGGAUUCGAGAUCGACGUCCGACCGGUACGCCUCCCGCCCCUCGCGGACAGCAGGGAAGACGGGCUGCCGUUCAGCCUGUGGGACGGCGCGGGGCGGCGGCCGCAGUACCUGGACCACGACGACCUCGACCAGCCGCCGUCCUUCGAAGCCGCUUCCGGUGAAAGUGCGGAGGCACACCACGGCCACGGACUCGAGGGGCAUGGCGUGGACGGCGGCCACGGCAGGGGGCCGGUCGUGGUGAGGGCACCGCCGUUCAACUCGGUGGCCAUCGGCUUCCUCAUCUACCUGGUGCUGCUCACCUUGCUGCAGGCCUCCAUUUACGACACGUCCCAGAAGGGGCUGCUCAGCAGCCUACUGGGGCCGCUGGGGCUCAAGCCCUCGCGGAACCGUCGUGACAUGGAGGACGACGUGGAGGGCGCUGACGUGAUCCUCGGCCAGGCGGGGGAGCGGCGCGUGUCCAUCCUGGGUCUGGAGCACCACGACCAAGGUCUGCAGCAGGGCGCGGCGCCCACACUGCCCGCCCUGGAACACCGGCCAGUGCUCGUGGCGGCGGUGCUGGAGUCGGAGGACGGAGACGGAGGCCCUCGUAGUGUCAGGACUCGCAGGGACGCCCCAAGGCGAGGGGGUCGGAGCUAACCCCACGCCCCACACUCUCCUCUCCGUUGUGGGCUGAGGGUCUCGUUGUCCUUGUGGGCGUGUGAUAUUUUGUAAAGGAACUUAACUCCCUGUAUCAAUUAGGUAAUCAUUUUAUUUUUAUCUCAGAAGAUCUUCUACAAGUGUCAGUAAGUCCUGAACAGUUUUACACCAAGCAUAGGGGAGUAGUAGUAGGAAGUUCCUACAAACAUUGGAUAAUAUCAAUUUGUAUGAAGAAUCCAGGCUUUCAAAUAAUUACAAAAUACACUUCAAUCUGGGGCCGAAUACAUUUUCAGUCUUCCGACCACUGCAUCAGCAACACACACUUCAAAUUAAAAAAAUAAAAAAAAUGACAGAAUUGCACUCUUUAAUUACCUUAUAAUUAUACCUCAGUUUAACAGAAUAGAUAAUGAAUUGCCCCAAUGAUUUUGACUGGUGCACUAAACAUCAAUAAUAAUAAUAAUAAUAAAUAUACAAAUCACAAUGUUUCCGUUUAAUGGUGUGUUUAAAACUUAAACAAAAUUCUAAGAGUUGGAGUCACUUGUUGAGAAGCAGAACUUUAAGCUACAUCGAAAUUUACAUGAAUUGUUAAUGAGCAACAAACAAUGUUACGAGUGAAGUCCCACUAUGUUUAAGAUUAGAUUAUUUACUGCCGAACUAUCUCAAAUGGCA
This is a messenger RNA of Thrips palmi, 1494 nucleotides long. RefSeq lists its product as uncharacterized. Lineage: Eukaryota; Metazoa; Arthropoda; Insecta; Thysanoptera; Thripidae. The record is from RefSeq and is a predicted model, not a curated record. The transcript has 2 exons. The coding region runs from base 1 to 825 and encodes 274 amino acids.